Cajanus cajan (pigeon pea) is the source of this 366-nucleotide messenger RNA. Lineage: Eukaryota; Viridiplantae; Streptophyta; Magnoliopsida; Fabales; Fabaceae. The record is from RefSeq and is a predicted model, not a curated record.
AUGAAGAGAGAGGGUAAGCAACAUGGCAUGGUGAGGACUUAUCCGAUCCUACCAAGCCCACUUAACCCGAGGCCCAAUACCCGAUUCAUCACGCGGUUUGAGUCACCUCCCACGGCUGGAUUAUUCGUGAAGGUGUCCUCUAAGCCCACCAAUCACUCCAAGUUCACGGGCAUGUGUGGCACGCCACGUUGCACCAAUUGCCACCUUCACCCAGCUUGCAAGUCCAAGGACAAGACCAAAGGAACCCAAAAGCACAAACAUUGGAGGGUCCUCGUAGAUCAACCCGAUUCAGAUUUUUUUGGGGUAUCCGCAACCGUGACACUUGACCACCUUUUUGAUGAUUACUCGGAUGAUGAAAGUUGGUGA